AUGAAAUUUACCUUGAAUAUAUUUACACUAAAUUGUUGGGGUAUUCCAGUGGUGUCAAAAAAUCGUAAAGAGAGAUUUGAAGCGAUUGCUAAAUAUCUACAGGAGAGCUCACACUCUAUAGUAUGUCUGCAAGAAGUUUGGAGUGAACAGGAUUAUCUAUUUAUAAAAGAAAAUGUAAAAAGUGUUCUACCAUAUUCACAUUACUUUUAUAGUGGUGUCCUUGGGUCUGGUCUGUGCGUAUUCUCCAAGUGGUUAAUACAGGAUGUAUUUUUUCAUGCCUGGCCAUUGAAUGGUUAUAUUCACAAAGUCCAUCACGGGGACUGGUUUGGAGGUAAAGGUGUGGGAUUGUGCAGAAUAAAAUGUGGUAACAGACUAGUUAAUGUAUAUUGUACACAUCUUCAUGCUGAAUAUCACACCGAUGACAUUUAUUUGGCGCACAGAGUAUUGCAAGCGUAUUCGACAGCAGAAUUUGUUAAUUUAACAGCAAAGCCAGCUGACGUGUGCAUAUUAGCAGGUGAUCUAAACGCAGCUCCAGGAGAUUUAUCUUUCAAGAUACUUUCCCAGUUGCCUUCAUUAGAAGAUCCAUUCGAUAGUUUUGUCGUACCAAAGGAUUUAAGAAAAGUCGCUAGGCCAUCAGGAACAUCCGACAAUGUUAAUAACAGCUACUCGGAUGUUAAACAAGUAAAAUCUUGUCCUGACGGGAAACGAAUAGAUCACAUUUUGUAUAAACUUGAUCCUUCAUGGGAGGCUGAGAUAACUAGUUUCGGUAACCCAUUGCCCGACAGAGUACCAGAAAAAGAGUUUUCAUAUUCCGACCAUAAUGCAGUUACGUUGGAGCUAGUGUUGACACAAACCGAUAUAAAAACAAUUCAAAAGCAAUAUAGCAAAGAUAAUUCGUUUGAUGAAACAAUAAAACAAACCAUAAAAGUAUGUCAAGAAGCAAGGGAUGACCUAACCAGGUCUAAAAAACUUUACCUCAUACUUGGCGGACUAAUCUUUAUGUUUUUAAUCGGCACUGUUGGACUCUGGACGAAUAAUAUAUUGCACGAUAUCUUGAAACUGUUUGUAAGCGGUCUCUGCUUUUAUUAUCUUAUAAUGGGAACAAUCUGGAACAGAAUGGAGUUGAAUAGUUUGAAGGCCGGCUUGAGUGCUCUAGAGAAUUUCGCCACAACUAGAAUGGAGUCAAAGAAUAUAGAUUCAUAA
Arctia plantaginis is the source of this 1203-nucleotide messenger RNA. NCBI's taxonomy places the organism in Eukaryota, Metazoa, Arthropoda, Insecta, Lepidoptera, Erebidae. The record is from the annotation of a GenBank genome assembly.